AUGGCUGCAAAACCGUUCGACGAGAUGCAGGUGAACUGGAUCACCCAGCCGGAUCCAAUUGGCGUGGCCACGCUGGGUGUGACCAUUUGCCUUGGUGCCAUCUCCCUGAUCGUGGUCGUCCUUCGUGUUUGGGCUCGUCAGAACACAGGUGCCCUUGGGCUUGACGACUAUUUGAUGAUAGCUGGCUUGGGCAUUUUCCUGGCAUGCUGUACCUUCACUUCCAUAGCUGUAUAUGCAGGCAUGGGAACGAAAGAUGCGCGUCUUGAAGAAUGGAAUUCUGUAGCAGGCAUCAAGUGGCUAGUCUUCUUCCAAAUCACCUACGCCUGGAGCCUCCCUUUCAUCAAAGCCAGCAUCUGCUUCACCGUCUUCCGGAUCACAAACAGAAAGAGAUACCGAGUCAUUCUCUGGACUGCCAUGAUCGCAUCGAUCCUCAGCACCACUAUUGGCUUCAUCGCCGUUGUCGCCGUUUGCAGGCCCGUCAGCUACACUUGGGACAAGUCUCUGGACGGGUCUUGCGCACCGACCAAUAUCAUAACCAGCAUCAGUUAUCUGAUUUCGGUGAUGGCGAUCAUCACUGACUGGACCUGCGCCGUUGUCCCGACUGUGGUUGUGUGUGGACUACAGAUGAAGCCGAGAGUGAAGGCUUCUGUGUGUGCCGUACUCGCGCUGGGAGCCAUUGCAAGCGCUGCCACCAUCAUCCGUCUGCCAUACCUGCAGUACUACAAUGUGGUCGAAGAUUAUUUGCAUAACAUUGCCAACAUCGUCCUAUGGUCAAUCUUCGAAUGCGGUAUCGGCAUCAUCGCAGGCUCAUUGCCAUCCCUUCGACGACUCCUCAAGUUCUGGCUUGACAAGUCUUCGAAGGGCUCGUAUAACAACACCGGUUCAAACCCCUUGCAUGGAGACUCUGGAUACCAAGGAAGCAAUGGAGUUAAGUUGAACAACCUUAGUGGACGGGCGAUGACGGUGUCCAACUGUCAGACUGGUAACCGAGACAACUGGGUACAGCUGGACGAUGAUGACAAUAGCCAGAAGCACAUCAUCAUGAAGACGCAAGAGGUUUCUGUUCAGAUUGAGAUGGACAACCACAAAAGACAUAGAUAA
Messenger RNA from Colletotrichum gloeosporioides, 1101 nucleotides. RefSeq lists its product as uncharacterized. The record is from RefSeq and is a predicted model, not a curated record. Bases 1 to 1101 code for a protein of 366 amino acids. NCBI's taxonomy places the organism in Eukaryota, Fungi, Ascomycota, Sordariomycetes, Glomerellales, Glomerellaceae. The transcript is spliced from 5 exons.